Messenger RNA from Aphanomyces invadans, 2361 nucleotides. RefSeq lists its product as hypothetical. Gene Ontology annotation, molecular function: protein binding. NCBI's taxonomy places the organism in Eukaryota, Oomycota, Saprolegniomycetes, Saprolegniales, Verrucalvaceae. The transcript has 3 exons. Bases 417 to 2087 code for a protein of 556 amino acids. The record is from RefSeq and is a predicted model, not a curated record.
GCCAUGGUGGCGCCGUUGACUCUGCCACCAGGGUCGACGCUGGAGACCAUCCGUCGCUUCAUCGACGAUGUUGGGGGUCGAAGCAAGCUGCGUGGGCUGUCUAACGAGGAUGUGUGGACUCAGUAUGUUGCACGAAAGCUGCCACACGAUGGACCAACCGCCAGCAACGGCAUGGAUCGAAUCGCGAUGACGCUCCAACAUGGCGUUGCCGACUGGUACGUGUGCCACGACUGGAACGCUCCCUUCCUCGACAUCGUCGAUUCCCUGGAGCGUUGGACUGCAUCCUCAAGCAAACCUCCAUCGUUUUGGCUGCCAACGUUCCAUCAACCCAUCCAUCUCCAUUCGCCAUUCACUGCGUCCAGGCUAGACGACGCAAUCCAACUUGACUUAUUCAACAUCAUCGCUGCCGUGCGAACAUGCUUGUGCUUUGGCCUUGCGACAAUGUGGCACAGCUUCUCGCUUGCCCAUGGACCUCCUUCUCGUUGGAGAUUGCUGCAACCCACACCGACACCAUCCACCUCGAGAUUACAAGCGUCGUCGAGCCAAACGAGGCUUUGCAGGAGCCCGUAGCGACUCUAUUGAACGGUUAUAUGGCAUCCUCCGUUGCUAUUGCUGCCUGGAACCCUACUCAUGACACCGCCACCGUCCGUUCCUUCGUACUGCAUCACCUCCACAAUGCCAUCGAUCGCGAAAUCAGUUGCAUGGCAACAUCAUGGGACCAAGCCACGGCGGCGUACUCGUUUGGGCUAGUCCUCCACGAAACCAACGAAUUGCACGCCGCCAAGACACACUACGACCACGCCGUUAUGGUGUUUCCAUACACAAGUCGCGAGUACUUCUGCACGUCCAGGCAGUUAGCUCUCGUCAACGACAAGAUAGCACAACCAUCAUCGUCCGACGAGUCGACGCUGACAUGUCUGCAAGGAAUUCUAGAAGCCCAGCGCGAGCGCUUCGGCGACAAUGACUCUGACACCGUCGACACCAUGGUGGCGCUGGGCUACACGUACGCCACCCAUGGCCAGCCCACGCUGGCAUGGCACGUUUUCGAAAAAGCACUGCAUGCUCGCGCCGAGACGGUCGGGGUCGACCACACAUCGACUUUACACGUGAUGGAACUGCUCGCGGGCCAGCUGCUUGCCCUACACCAAUACGCCCCUGCCGCGGCCAUGUAUGCCAGGUGUCUCGAACACUAUGACAAGUCGCCGACCCCCACCAACACUGGAGCUAGAGUCACGUGCGCUAGCAAUCUGGCUGCGGUGCGCAUGUGUCUGGGCCAGUACUCGCAGGCGAGAACGCUGUGGACCGAAUGCUUGGAACAAGACAUCAUCGCCCAUGGCCUCGACAGCGACGACACGCUCGUGAGUAUGGCCAACGUUGCCGAAGCCCAUCGAUGCCUCGGUGAAUACAUGCAUGCCGAAUGGCUCGUGCUGUCGAUGUGGGAUCGCGCCAAGCAAAUCCUUGGCGACUCGAGCGAACUGGCCCUACUUGGACUGUCUGUGCUGGGGAUGGUGUAUGGCAACCAAGGGUCGAAAGAAGCGUCCCAGUGCCUCGAGCACGUUUUUCUCGAGCGAAAGCGUCGGUUCGUUCGCGAUGGAACUGGCUGGAACGCAGCGUGCAAGUCGCUGUAUCAGUGGUAUCACUACUGCCGCAACCACCUCCGAAUUGAGUCGCUGAGCAACAUCGAAGCGUUUGAAUUGCACUUGGCCGACUUGGAUUGUGUCUCCGAAACAUGGCGCAACGAGCGGUGCCAUGCAUGCACCCAAGAAAUACACGGCGACCUCGCCACGUGCCCACAGUGCGUGGCGGCCACAUACCAGUACUGCCGCGACUGCGCCGCCAAAAAGGCCAAGCGCCGAUGCAACCACCGAGCCAACUUCAUGGUUCGGACACCCCCCAUGCGGGAAUUGCACGAGAAGCGCCUUCAACUCCUCGCCAUGACGGACCAGCACGAAGCGUACGACAACUGGUUCGAUCGUUACGAAGCAUAUUGCACCGACAACCACGUCCCCGACAGAGACAGACGCAUGCAGCCCCGAGACGAGCACCAGGUCGCGGCGAUGUGCUUUGCGUGCGUCCCAUGGAUAUGACAUCCUCACCGAGAUUCGAGUUUGUGGACAAGGACGGGCGGUAGUGAGCGGAAGCACGACGAUGCCAAGGAGACAUUGAACAAGACAGCGUCGUGGCAACGGCCAUGAGGUGCUUGGAACACGAAGAGGGUGGCAAUGACGCCACGGCGAGAUGGGACUACAUAGACACAACUGCACCCCAUGUAUUCAUGGCUUGGGCGGAAAGCUUCGCUUCAUCACGUCUUCAUGGCAGAAGCAAUAUCGUUCGUGACGACGAACCGACCUCCAGCGUGAU